Molecule: messenger RNA, 3967 nt
Organism: Betta splendens (Siamese fighting fish)
Lineage: Eukaryota; Metazoa; Chordata; Actinopteri; Anabantiformes; Osphronemidae
Gene: ttll11
Product: tubulin tyrosine ligase-like family, member 11
Exons: 10
Coding region: 559-2757 (732 amino acids)
Biological process (GO): microtubule cytoskeleton organization; protein polyglutamylation
Cellular component (GO): cilium
Molecular function (GO): tubulin-glutamic acid ligase activity; tubulin binding
Source: RefSeq, a predicted model, not a curated record
UCUGGAUAUUUCCGAGGCGCCCCGAAGGCAGCAUCAGCUGGGCUGAAAGCAGAUGGAGGCUGGGCUGUGGGUGUGAUGGGCUGGUCUGCCUUCUGCUGCUGGGCUACUGCUGCUUACACAACACACACCUCCGAGGACUGCGUGCAGCUAGGAAAGUAGUUAACGGUACCCGUAAGUUAAAGUCUGUCAUGAGUUGAAGAGAACUUUUACCAACGGUCGGAAACAUACGUUUGCUGAAUGAGGCUAACGGGAGGCUAGCUAGCGUUAGCUCGAGUCUGUCGCUAGCAGCUAGGUUGUGUCAACGCCAGCUUGGGAAAGCCGCUAGCCUUUUGAGAUUGCUCAUUGAACGAUUUCGAGCAGCCGAGGAACAGCGUUAGCUAGCGACAUGUCAGCGUUGAGGUCCGCGCACUCACUCUUUUGCGGGAGCACGACAAUUAAUGGUUAUUUAGCCAUUUACGCGAGCAAUGCGUGCUAGGUUGUUUCGGGCGACCGUUAGCUUAUAGGAGCCUGCGGGACGUCUGUGCCCAGUCCAGCAUCGCCAGUCAUAGCGGUAACAUAAUGAGUGAUCAUUAUGUUAAAGCCACGGUUCAACUCGAGCAAAUGAAAUCGCUGGACGAGAAUGCAGAGAAGGAAGGCGAACACCCCGAGGAGCAGAUGCCAGUAUCUCCUCCGCCCGCUUCUUUGUCACCAGACCCUUCCAGCAUCACCAUAGCCGACACGUCCAGCACUUGCAAGCAGGGGUCAAACAGGGGUAAGAAUCGCAAUAAGUCAGGCAAAGAUGACAAGAACUCUUGUGGCAAACACAUCACCGAUAAUGUCGGGAAGAACUUGAAUAGAUUGGGACAUGAGCAGGCGCUUCACAUCAAGGGAGCCGGGAGGAUACUGCAGGGCAAGUUGGAGACAAACGGGAACUAUGUGACUCUCCAUUCAUCCAAGAACACCCAAGACACGCGUCGGGAGGACGGAUUCAAGCAGGCAAAGAAGAGAAGACCCGUGGCGGUGGACAGCUCAAAGGCCAAAACCUCCCUGGAGGCACUCAAGCAAAGCAUCAAGCAGCUAAAGUGGAAAGAGUUUCCUCUGGGAAGACGAACGGCCUGUGAUAUCUACUGGCACGGCGUUUCCUUCCACGACAAUGAACAUAUUGUCUCAGGACAGGUCAACAAGUUCCCAGGGAUGAUUGAAAUGCUGAGAAAGAUCAACCUGAGCCGGGCAAUGCGGACUAUGCAGGAGCUGUUUCCAGAGGAGUAUGACUUCUAUCCCCGGUCGUGGAUCCUGCCCGAGGAGUACCAGCAGUUUUCCACACAGAUUCGCAUGGUGAAGGAGAAUGACGCCACAGUGACCACCACCUUCAUUGUCAAGCCAGAUGGCGGCUCUCAGGGGGACGGCAUCUACCUCAUCCGUGACCCCAGCGACCUGAAGCUCAUGACGGCGACACAAGCAAAACAGGCUGUGGUCCAAGAGUACAUUCAGAAGCCGUUACUUAUAGACAAGCUGAAAUUUGACAUCCGCCUUUACGUGCUGAUCAAGUCCAUGGAGCCUCUGGAGAUCUACAUAGCCAAGGAAGGCCUCACACGCUUUUGCACUGAGCCCUACCAGGAGCCAAGCCAGAAGAAUCUGAGUCAUGUCUUCAUGCACCUAACAAACUACUCCCUCAAUGUUCACAGUGGCAACUUCAUCCACUCAGACAGCCAGAACACAGGCAGCAAGCGCACUCUCUCCAGUGUGUUGUACAGGCUGGCAGCUAAAGGUGUAGAUAUCAAGAAGGUGUGGUCAGACAUCAUUGCUCUGGUCAUUAAGACUGUCAUCGCUGUGGUGCCUGAACUCAAAGUCUACUAUCAGGCUGAUAUCCCACCUGGAAAACCAGGGCCUACGUGUUUCCAGAUAUUAGGCUUUGACAUUCUGCUGAUGAAGAACCUGAAGCCAGUUCUACUAGAGGUCAACUCCAAUCCCAGCAUGAGAAUAGAGCAUGAGCAGGAGGUGGCACCAGGAGUGUUUGAGUAUGUUCCCAGUCCAGUAGAUGAAGAGGUGAAAGUGGGCGUGAUUAGGGACACGCUUCGCCUUAUGGACCCCGGCCACAAGAUGCCUUCAAUCUCCCAUCUGAGGGCAGGUGGCUUUGAACAUGGCGAGGAGAUUCCUAUCGAGGCCGAGACGCAAGAUAAGACCCAGGACCAGGGAGGAGCUUUGCCCUCGAUGUGUCUGAAGCAGGUCUACCCCAAAUACACCAAACAGUUCAACUACCUGAGGCUGGUGGAGCGAAUCGCAGCUCUGUUCAUCCGUUUUCUCGGCGUCAAGGGUAACAUGCGCCUGGGCCCCACUGCCUUCCGCACCUUCAUCAGGACCUGUAAACUGAGCAACAGUAACUUCACCAUGGCUUCUGUAGACAUCCUCUACAUAGACAUCACGCGUCGCUGGUCAGGAGCCAUGUCUGAUUCUAAAGAAGCAGGUAUGGGGCUACAAGCAUUUGUGGAAGCUUUCUUCUACCUGGCAGGUCGUCGGUUCAAAUCCCUGGUGCUGAAGGAACAGGUUCUGUCUCUGCUGGAGCUGUGCGAGGCUCAGCUGGAAUCACAGUUGGGCGUCGAGGACAGGCGCUCUGCGAGCUGCAGCCGAGCGCUGCCGCGAGCCGUCAAGCCUCAGACCGUGGGCGUCACCAACCCCCUGCUGGGCUCGCCGGCCCCCCUGCGACGGGCGUCCAGCCAGGACUACCGACUGCAUCAAAGACUCAAGCCUCGCACACUCAGGUCUAAUGUGGAGAACUGACGAGACGGGGCCUCGACUAGUCAUCCACGUCCCAAACUGCCUUUAGCCUUCUCCACAGGAGCAGGACAAUUAGGUGUCCAUCGCUCCUUGGAAGCUCGUGCAAAAGGUGGAGUUUGGGGGAAUGAUGGGAGCGGAGAGUAGGACUAGCUUGACCCCCGCUGGCUGACUUGAAGGAGAACUGUUCUCAGUCUGAUUGCUUUUUCUUCAGAGGAGGAAGAAGUCCACAGGGGGCAUUGAAGUGGAAAUAGAACAAGAUUGGUGCAUUUCUUCUUCCCUUCCUGGUGUGAUCAUACGAAACCAGUGUGGUCCAGGCAGGAGGAGGAGAUGGCGGCUUUAAAUGUUCUUACUAAUUCUACAGGGCAGCUAUUUGCUUCCCUUUACCUUUGUCUGCUAACACGCACACAUUAAAACAGUUCUUUUCAGGGAUAACUUCAGAUGCCCCACUUGAAUAGAUUGACACAUCACAAAACCACACAUAAAUGGGUUUAAGGGAGCGUCCUUAGUAUGUUAAUUAUGCUCUUGAAUUUGCACAACAACAAUCACAUUUGCACAGAAAUGGAUGUGAGGUUGACUGACUUACCCUUGUGGGCACAUCGUGUAUGUUUGAGUGUGUGUGUGUUUGUACUGUACUGUAUUUAUUUGCGUUUAGCCCGAUAUUGAAAGCCUAUUUACAACCAGAGGCUCAGCUGUGCAUUGUAGCUCCAUGAGCCCAUUAGUGAAGAGUUAAGUGAGGAGGUAUUCAAAGGGAAAAGGCCACACGGCCACUUAUCCUCUUAGUUCUGCAGCUCCACCGCUCCUUCUGCAGCUCAGUUUCUAAGAUGUUUGUAGGCACCUAACUGCCAUGUGGCGUUUCUACACGACGACUAAAUGCAUGGCGCACGACUUCAGAAGUGAGAGAAACGCAUCGACUCUGAAAUGUGAUUUAGAUGUAGCUUUUGCAAUAAUAACCUUAUCCGAUGGUUGUCCGUUAAAAUGCAAAACGACGGCCGCGUGCGGAUGCCAACUACAGCGUCACUAAGUUCAGAAUGACUCUAUUCACUGGACAUGUUUGCAUCAUAUGCUUCUUUUCUCCUAGUAACAGUCAAGUCAAUAUGUAAAUGGAUUCUUCUAUAAAUAGGACUAACAUGUAGUGCAGGAUGUAUCAACAUGAAGUAAAGACAACUGUAAUAUUAGCACUGCAAAAAAUAAACCUUUGGCUCUUGAAACUACA